Mangifera indica (mango) is the source of this 1494-nucleotide messenger RNA. RefSeq names its product fasciclin-like arabinogalactan protein 21. The record is from RefSeq and is a predicted model, not a curated record. Bases 7 to 1317 code for a protein of 436 amino acids. The transcript has a single exon. NCBI's taxonomy places the organism in Eukaryota, Viridiplantae, Streptophyta, Magnoliopsida, Sapindales, Anacardiaceae.
UCUCAGAUGGCCACUCUCUACAUCAUCGUCGCUCUCUCUCUCCUCUCAAUCUCCCAAACCACCGCCGUUAACGACCUCGAAUUUCUCUUCCCCUCCACCACCACUACCCAUUCACCACCUCAGCAACCGCCACAGCCUCCACUAGACCUUACCGACCAGGCAUCGUUUUUCUCACACACGGCUCUCCUCGCACCGAUCCUCUCUCACCUUGGCUUCAAUGAGCUAGCCACGGCGUCUCCCUCUCUCUCCAUCAAUGCGGAUGCCUCCUCAGCAUCCACUACUUGGUCCGGUCCCUCCACACUCUUUGCUGCCUCCGAUUCCUCACUCCGCACGUGCAUCUCAUGCUCCAUUCCCUCGCUCCUCCGCGAACACCUAAUCCCUGGCCUCUUCACCGCCGACUAUCUCCGCAAACUCGCCUUCGGAACCAAAAUAGAAACCCUAUCCCCCGGCCGCUGCAUCACGGUCACUUCAACCAAACAGCAGAACGACACCGUUUCCAAACUCUUCGUGUCCGGCGUUGAGAUCACUCAUCCGGACCUCUUCAAUAACGGCCUCGUGAUAGUUCACGGCAUCCAAGGCUACAUCUCGCCUCUCUCGCCAUUAUCCUGUGACGUGGAACGGAUGACGUCGCUCUCGUUCCAGAAUAAUCAUUACCAUCAGAACCAGAUGAUCAACGACAACCACGUGUUUCAGAACCAGCCGUCGAUCAUGCGGUGGAUGUUACGCGAUGCGAUGCUCCGCCUCCGCAACAACGGCUUCAGCAUUCUCUCGCUGGCCUUCAAGGUGAAGUAUGCAGAGCUCGUCAUGCUCAACAACAUGACCGUGUUCGCUCUUGAUGACGUGGCGAUUUUCUCUGGAUCUUACACGUAUAUCAGUAAUAUCCGAUUUCACAUCGUGCCGAAUCAUUAUUUAACCGUUGGUGAGCUCGAGAAGUUGCCAGUGGGGACAACGUUGCCGACUCUGGUGAGAGGUGAGUCCCUGGUAAUCACAACUGCCGGAGACGGUGUCGGAGUUACGGCAGCUCCUUUGAGGAUUAACUACGUGAGAGUGAGAGUUCCUGAUGUGAUACGAAACUUGAAGAUCAUAAUCCACAGUGUUUUCUUGCCGUUCCCGCAUCUCCAUCAUAAGGCAGACUUGUACGAUCAUGUGGCGAUGGGAACCAGUGGCUUUGGAGCAUCAGACGGUGGAGAUCAUUUCGGUGAGGGUGCAUGCUCGGCGACGGAGGAGCAGGAAGGAGGUUGUGGUAUGGCUCCGCCAGUUUCCAAGAUCGAUAAUAAGAAACCAACGGUUGAGAUCGAAGAUCACCAUAUGUUGUGAUGACGACAUAUCGUUUUACUGCUUAGUCAGCGUGUUAGUCAACUGUUGACUCUUGAGUCAGGAGAGGGUGACGAGCCCUAACUGUACUGCUGCUUGUACGGUCUUUUGCUAAUGGCUCUCAAUGUUUUUAUGAAUAAAAUCUGUAGUUUGAUGUGCUUCAUUAUGGUAAUAUUUUUU